AUGAAGAAAGUCAACUUUGUGUCUGCUGAGGAGAUGGAACCAGUCCAAGAAGGGGAGGAUACACAAUUUGCUGAGGUAUGCUACAUGAGCAAUGGGCAAGGAGGUUACAACAAAGGAUACUAUAACUACAAGUCCAACCCUGCCAUGUCAUACCGCAACACUGAUGUUGCUAACCCUCAGGACCAAGUCUAUCCUCAACAACAAGCAGCUCGAUCGAGUCAAGGCUUCCCCCACCAACCGCCCCAGCCUGCACCUUCACAAGAGAAUGAGCUCAAGGCAAUGCUAAAGCAACUACUUCAAGGGCAAGCUGAUGGGGUAGUGGACACAAGCAAGAAGCUAGCUGAAAUAAACUCUAAGAUCGAGAACCUCAACACAAGGGUUUACUCUCUGGAGAAUCAUGCUUCUUCUGUUGCUGCUGCUACAAAGCAAGGACAACUACCUGGUAAAGCUAUUCAGAACCCCAAGGAACAGUGCAAGGUCAUCUUCACUCAAGAAGGACUUGUUGAAGAAGAGGAUCAAGAAAGGGUCAUUGAAGAUUUUUGUUUACUGCUGAAUGAUGAAGAGAUUGUUGCUGCUGAGGCUCCUGGAGUCCAGAUUGAUCAACCAGAAGUGCAUGCACCUACUGUGGCCAUUCACACUUCACCAGUUGAGCUCGCACGACAAGCUCGAUCGGCAGCUCGAUCGAGUCCAACUCUAGCUCGAUCGAGUCCGACCUCUUCUGUCCGACAGCCUGUUUUGCUUGAUCCUUAUCAACCGGUUGCCGCUUCCUCGUCUCGCCUACUUAGUCAAGGUCACAAGGAAGUGAUUCACAAGUUCAGAAGAGAUCUCAGUGGGAUUGGAAUUGAGUUGCCUCCUAUGGAUAGCAUGAGUGAGGCAUUUGAUCAAAUGCAAAUGGUCAAGGAUGUUCUAGCCAACAGUGAUAAAGUUUCAGAGGUCCUACAAGAGUCUACUCAUCAGUUCAACCUGCUUACUUCACCCACCUUCCUACCAAAGGUCAAGGAUCAAGGGAAAUUCACUCUCCCUUGCACACUUGGGCAUCUUGAGAUUGACAAUGCCUUAGUGGAUUCUGGAGCAAGCAUCAAUCUGAUCUCUCUCUCCAUGGCAGAGAAGCUAGGCAUUGCUGGAGCCUUGCAGCGCCCUACUACUUCAAUCAUGUUUGGAGAUGCAACUUCUAAGUCUCCUCUUGGAGUGUUCAAGAACUAUCACUUGAAAAUUGGAGAAUGCAUCAUCCAAACUGAUCUCACUGUGAUGGAAAUGGAAGAAGAGAAGGAUUUGCCUUUUAUUGGGAACCCCUUUCCUUAUACCAAUCUCAGUUCUAAGAGUCAUGGAGCUACAAAGGUUGUGAAGGAAAGGGUUGACAAGAACCAAGAGUUGGGAAGGAUAAGGAUGAGAGAGGACCAAGGAUUGAGAAGCCACGUCUUGAGAGGGCUAGAGUUGAGAAACCACGAUCUGAUAGGCCAAGAGCUGAGGACUUGUUCAAGCCCCUUGUGUGCUUGA
Messenger RNA from Microthlaspi erraticum, 1497 nucleotides. Lineage: Eukaryota; Viridiplantae; Streptophyta; Magnoliopsida; Brassicales; Brassicaceae. The record is from the annotation of a GenBank genome assembly.